Messenger RNA from Gamsiella multidivaricata, 1986 nucleotides. RefSeq lists its product as uncharacterized. Lineage: Eukaryota; Fungi; Mortierellomycota; Mortierellomycetes; Mortierellales; Mortierellaceae. The transcript is spliced from 7 exons. The record is from RefSeq and is a predicted model, not a curated record. Bases 1 to 1986 code for a protein of 661 amino acids.
AUGAAUCACAGAAAGAUCGCAGCAAGGAAUUUAGUCAACAAUCCGCGGAUAGACCUUCACAGCUCCACAAGACCUGUCAAGCAGCACCAACGGCCCGUUAUCAACAACGUGGGACCUCAUGAUCGCACCAAGGACACUGCCGGGGUAGAGCAAGCUGACAGGCUACUGGCGGCCAUCCUUGUAUUCUACAAGGACGCCAUCAUCAACUCUAUCGCCCCAUUAUAUCUACCAUCAUUACUGAAGGAUCUCGCAGCCUACAUAAAAUCUGUUCCUCCCCAGACCACCCAAUUGAUAUCCAAAGGGAGCACCGAUCUGGAGAACGAUUCGGCCAAUGUUGUGUUAGCAGCAAUUGACUCAGAAAUGCUGAUACCGCUCACUGACCGACUCUUUCACGCCAUUGUCAACCUCUCAAGGCCAUGUAGCUCCUUCAAAGAAUCCAUCGAGCUUAACGCGGGUGCUAUAUUCAAUGUUGUUAUUGCGUCUAUCAUGGAGGGAUCGGAGACCCACGACUGCGAACGGCUAUUGACACUCUGCAUAUAUCUCAAGGACACCGAAAACUGCUAUCCGCUGCGUAGUCUCGCAAGCACUGUCUGCUUGGAUGUUAUCUCCGUAUCAUCGCUGCCACUCUAUGCACGAACAUCCAUUUUGCGAUUCAUCUUGGGACCUGCUAACUUUAUUCUGCACCAUCUGGAGACGCGGAUCGUCCUCUCGCAACGAAUACAGGACUUGCUCCAGGAGGACUUGUACGAUGACAUAGAGUUCAGAUCUGCGGUUAAACGGAUUGCGAGAAAGAUCGGUCUACGCAAGCCUAGUUCUAUCUACGAGCAACAAAAGUGCAGGCUGUACCGGUAUCUGGAUCUUGUUGUUCUGGAUCCCACAGGAUAUUGUCAAAAGGAUAUCAUCGCUGAGCACAUGGCCGCUGCUCAGUGGAGAAACACUCUUGAUCGGGAUUUGAUCGUUAAUCUUUAUUUGACCGAAUACAGGCACCAAAUGCUACCGUUCCUGGAGGUCAUACGUGCGAUGGGCAUUACUUUCACCAUGUUUGAGCCCAACCCUAUCUACAGUGGAGUUAUGGGAGAACAGGGUGUCCUUGACGAGGUAAUGGUCCACCUCUGUCUGGCUCAACGUCAGGUUUACUCGGCCUUAGGCCAUCGGGACACUUUAUCAAAGCAGACGCAGGAUAAGCGUACUAUCUCCCACGCUUUUGAUCUAGCUUUGGAUGCAGCCUUGUUAUCACAGGAUUCGUCGUCUUGGAUUCAGUCAUAUUUGGAAGAGGCUAGUGAGAAAAUUUGCUGCUCAUUUCGAAGCUCCGGGAAAGUUUCGUCCGAGAGCCAUUCAAGUUACCUGCUGGACUUUGUGAAGCUACUGUUGAAAAGCGUUGUUGUUGCACCUUUACAGCUCGUACCCAGGAUAAUGUGCAUGACAGCCACCCGUAAAGUGAUAGCAGUGUGUCUGGACAUAUUCCUGGCGUGUAUCGUACACAGAAACGAACCACGAUCCAAUGUCUCAGCCAGUGCAGAGGACCAGAGCCGGUGUUUUAAGGACGACCUAGAGAUGGCCUUAUCCAUAUUUCUGCUGCUCUUCCCAGCUCAAGAUUCAUCGACCUGGUUCUGUACAUCGUUCUCGAGUGCUUCCCGAAUGUCUGGCCUUUCAGCUGGACCAAGCGUCUGUGCCGACUUUUUGCUAGAGUUGUUCGAGCAGUUGGUCCCUCUCCUGGAACGCCAAGCUCAACUGGAACCAUCCUCACCAACACUGAUGCUGGCCGGUCUCUUGUUUGAACUCCUUUCAUUUCAAAUACCAUCUAUUAUUCUCAUUCGAGACAGAUUGCGGAUACAGGAUGUGAUGAGCAAUAUUGCCGAUCUUCAAAGGGACUCCAGUUUGUCAGCAUCGCCUCUGUGGCAAAAGAUGUAUGACCCGACGCAUUGCCCACACCCGUUUCCAGGAUUGCAGUCCAGGUUACAAGCACUUGGAGUAAAUCCGUCAUAA